CGCUUUACCUGAUUGGUUGACGCAUCUUUCUUUCCCGCGUCGAGUCUACAUAAGCUAUCGUUCGCGCCAAAGAAGACCUUGUUUCCGUUCCCAUGACUACCACAAAUUUCUAUGGUGAGGAGAGACACGUGGACUCUGCAUUUCGUGCCUGCCUCAAACAUUAGGUUAGAUACCUCAAGAUACCUAUUUUUAGUACCUUGAAGAAGACGUCCCUUGUUCCUUGUCAAUAAAAAAGAAGAAAAAAAAAGCCGCGAAAAAACGUGCAAACUCAAACGUCAUGGCAAAGAAGAGGAAACAAUUUGACGAAUAUUUGGGAGGAUCCGAGACCCUUCCAUCCGAAGUGAAUAUUAUGCACUUCGUCUCUUCACGAGCCCGUGAAAUUUCCGCGAUGACAUCUUCGAUUGAAAAUCCUAAGCAAACCAAGUUAAUAUUUCAAAAGCUUCCUGUAUACAUGCGCAGACGGGUCAUGUCUCAUAAUGUUAAAAGGUUGCCCCGCAGAUUGCGAGAGGCACAUUCAGCACAAAUGGCAAAGUCAGCGAACGGCCAGAAUUUACCAUCGACGAAUAAACGACCAUCUCGAAAGUAUCGUAGGAGGCCACGCAAUUUACUUUCCGAAUACUACCGCAGACAACGUAAGAAAAUCUGGUUGGAGACUCACAUCUGGCAUGCAAAACGUUUUCACAUGAUCGACAAGUGGGGAUAUAAAAUUCCAAAUUAUUCCAACGACAAGAGCUUUAGAGCCAGUUACAGAGCUACAACACAAAACUGUCUUUUACAAGAUAUUUCUUACUAUACCUGUAUCGAGAUAGUAGGAGAGAAAAAUUGGUUGGAAGCAACUUUGAAGGAACAUUGUAAUCCGAGAAAAACUUUUACAGCAGAGAUGUACACCAGUGGUCAGAAAGAAGGUACGGUAAUGUUCUUUAAAAGGAAUGGCUAUCCACAGUUCCCUAUUGGUAAUGUGGACUUUUUCUGGAAGCUAAGCGAGACAGACAUUAAAACCAUUUGGAUCUGGGUACAUCCUGCUUUUUAUAGUGAUUUUCUUAGUGAGAUUAUAUCUAGUUUUGAGUUUAAACAGAAUAAUGCUGAACAAGAUAGAACUGACAUUUUACACCAUUUAAAUGAUUUGUACACAAAUGAUGCAGGCUGUAAAAUGCUUGUAUUAAGAUACGCAUUAAAUAGAUUCAGACUUUCUGGGCCAGCAGCUUUAACUGUACUAGGAGAAGCAUUAUAUGUACCAUCUUUAACUGAACUGGAUUUGGAUUCAGAAAAUUGCCCUAUGAGAGAAGAACAGGAUAGCUCAUUAAAUGAUGAAAAAUUAGAUACAACAUCAACAGGCAAUAAUGUCUCUGUGCAACCUGUGGAGAAAAUGGUAAUUGAUGAAAAUGAAAAAGAUACCAAAGAUUUGACUAUACAAGAUCUUAAGAAGAAAAUGUGGUAUAAUGAAUAUUAUAAUGAAAGAGAAAAUAUAGAAGCUUUUAAGAUACAAGAACAGUUGUGGCAAUCGAUGAAGGUUUUGGGAUCACCAAGUUUCCUAUUAUCAAAUAUGAUUAUUGGAUUAACCGUUUUAGAUCCACGCUUUUAUUUGCCCGUAAAAAGGACGAAGACUGAGAUUCCUUCGUCUGCUAAAAACUUAGAUUGUCAGCUACCAACUGACUUAAAUCGUUCCCCUAUUUGGGAUGCACAAAUACGUCAUAUCGUAAGCAAUUCUUGUGUGUCCACAGACAGAAUCAACAAACUUAGAAGUGAGUGUCUUGUACCUGGUAUGUCAAAUGAUCAAUACUUUAGUAAGGAUGUAAUGGCAAAAAUACCGAUACUUCUUGUUCAGAAACCAGCAGCAGCUCCUUUAGGUUUAGGUUCCAGGAUAGAUAUCAUUAUACCAUCUAGAUGGGCAAUGGCAUUUUGGAUUGCACUUAUAAUGCGAUGUGCAAGAGUAGGCGCACUUCGAGAAUCCAAAUUGAUAGCUUUUGAAAGUUUAGCAACAUACGUACCUGAUAUUAAUGAUCCUGACACUCCUGCUUACACGAGGGAGGCGUUGAUGAGAAAGGAGGAAUUAAUCAACAAAUAUUUUUCUUAUCCCCCAAACAGAAGAAAUAACUUUAUCAAAUUUGGCAUUCAUAGUCCUUUCUUCUGCGAUUGGAAAAAUUUAACCAAAGGCUGGUCGGACGUUGAAGAUUUUCACGUUCUGAGACACUUUAGACCUUUGGCACUUUUAAAAAUAGAAAUUGAGAUUCCUGUGAAGCGUAAGAAUGCAAGGUCCAAGUCAACUGUCCAAGAGUCCGAGUUCAAUUUUCAAGAAUUCGAUGAAUAUAAAAAUUGCCUGGUACAAGUCCAAUUGUCUAUGAUGGGCAAAGGAACGCCGGAGGAGUUCGCGAUCAUAUGUAUGCCGACACACGAAGAUUUGGAAGGAUUCGAGAAUAAUAAAAAAUAUGCCGGGCCUUUGGAAAAAUGUCACAUCGAUCCGAAUGAAAAGUCCCGCAAAAUAUUACGCAAGGAACACUUGAUGCAAUUGAAACGACUAAGACGGCGCAGAGUUGAACGGAAGAAGAAGCUUCAAGAUAAUGUAUUGCCGGAGGAAUUUGAUGUCAUUCAUGACACGAUUAAUUGUGCAAAACUCUCAGAACAUCGCAAAAUGAUAUCAGAUUAUGCGAAAGAAAUGAGAAAAUUGUAUCUCCCAGAAUCGACGGAAGUUCGCCAUUCCUGCGAUAGAGAAGUCAUGGGAUACGUAACGAUAGGCGGUUAUUCAUUUCUUCGUGCGAAAGGUAUUGGCAUCGGAUAUGUCACAUUACCCUCGCUACUCGAAAUUAUUCGCAAAAAGUCUAACUUUGUUCUCGUCAGGAACACUAAAAAACGACAGUACAGAUUAGCACAAUUAGAUAUAUUAUUAGAUUUUUAAGUGUACGUGAUAGGCAGUGUUUGCUGUAGAUAAUUUCAA
This is a messenger RNA of Camponotus floridanus (Florida carpenter ant), 2932 nucleotides long. RefSeq names its product ribonucleases P/MRP protein subunit POP1 (gene Pop1). Bases 278 to 2893 code for a protein of 871 amino acids. Gene Ontology annotation, cellular component: ribonuclease MRP complex; nucleolar ribonuclease P complex. The record is from RefSeq and is a predicted model, not a curated record. NCBI's taxonomy places the organism in Eukaryota, Metazoa, Arthropoda, Insecta, Hymenoptera, Formicidae. Gene Ontology annotation, biological process: tRNA 5'-leader removal. The transcript is spliced from 4 exons.